Messenger RNA from Ceratotherium simum simum (southern white rhinoceros), 3367 nucleotides. RefSeq names its product dynein 2 intermediate chain 1 (gene DYNC2I1). NCBI's taxonomy places the organism in Eukaryota, Metazoa, Chordata, Mammalia, Perissodactyla, Rhinocerotidae. Gene Ontology annotation, cellular component: cytoplasmic dynein complex. Gene Ontology annotation, biological process: intraciliary transport. The record is from RefSeq and is a predicted model, not a curated record. Gene Ontology annotation, molecular function: dynein heavy chain binding; dynein light chain binding.
AUGCUGGUCCAGCGAUCGCUCGGCCCUCUGCUGCUCCCCCCUGCCGGUUGCUAGGAGUCGGGUACGCCGGCCUGGCCGAGGGUGCGGGUGUCGCGGGCCGCCUCCUCCGGCCGCGCCUGGCCAGGCCGAGGCAAGCGGGGCCGCCCGGGCCUGCGAGCCGCGAUGGAGCCCGGGAAGAGAAGAUCCAAAGAUGAUACUUGGAAAGCAGACGACCUCAGAAAACACCUUUGGGCUGCACAAUCAGCUAGUCCCAAGGAAGAUAAGAAACACAGCGAGAAGCUGCCACCUAAGGAGUCAGAAAUGGACGUCCUGGAAUACAAGGAGCACAAACACAGGGAGCCCGACGGAGACACCAGACACAGAGAGAGGAUGGCCGAGAGAGAUGGCCACGCCUUCAGGGAGACGGCUCCAGGGGAGAGAGACAGAGAAAAGCCCCGGGAAAGGAAAAAGGACGCCAAAGACCGGGACAGAGGAAAGCUUAAGAAGUACCGAGAGCAGGAUGCAGAGAAGUCCCACAGGAGAGGAAAAGACAGAGAAAAGGACCAAGACCGCAGAGCCAGGAGGGAGGAGCUGAGGCAGGCGGCUGCCUACCACAACCUGCUGGGCUGGGACAUGCGAGGCCGGCAGCCCCUGCAGAGAGCUGAGCACAAGAUGCCAGCAGUAAGUAAAGUAAGAAUUGAAGAAAUGGAAAGGAGAGAUGAAGACUCUGAACGAGGAGACGAAGAGAGAGAAAGAAGAUACCGAGAAAGAAAGUUGCAGUACGGUGACAGCAAAGACAAUCCUCUUAAGUACUGGCUUUAUAAAGAAGAAGGUGAAAGAAGACGCAGGAGGCAUAAAGAACCAGAUCGAGAAAAGAAACAUCGAGAAAAAAGCAGCACAAGGGAGAAAAAAGAGAAGUAUUCAAAAGAACCAAGGACUCCAUCCUCUGACAAGGAAGGCGAGGAGAGACAUAAGGAGAAACGACACAGCGAAGGCUUUUGUCUGGAUGGUGAGAGAUACUGGGGUGGCGUGGAUAAAAAAGAGAGGUCGUCGAAGGAAGAGCCUAAGAAAAGGGAAUGCAAGAAUGGUGAACACAGAAGUCGAGGUACAAGUUCAAAGAGAAAUGGGCCUAGCAGCCAGCAUGCAGAGAAUUUAGUAAGGAACAAUGGAAAAGAUAAAGGCUCAAGAAUGAAGGAAAUCGAAAAGGAAGACAUUGGUUUAGAAAAUGCUGGAGCUGAUGAAUAUAUAGCGAGUUUUGAAGAUGAUUGUGAAGACUACGAAGAUGACUUUGAGGUUUGUGAUGGAGAUGAUGAUGAUAGCACUAAUGAGCCAGAAUCAAGAGAAAAAAUCGAAGAGCUUCCUCUAGCCAGAAAAAGGGAGAUACAAGAAAUUCAAGAGGCCAUCAAUGCAGAAAAUGAAAGGAUUGGCGAGUUGUCUUUGAAACUGUUUCAGAAGCAGGGAAGAGUAGAAUGUGAAAGGGCCUCCGGGCUGGAUGCAAACAAUUCCCCUUCCAGAGCCCCUGUUUGUGGAAUUUUUGUGGAUUUUGCAAGAGCCUCACACCGUCAAAGGAGUCGGACUCAGGCCUUUAAGCAAAAGACUCGCAGCACAAAACUGCUUCGGCUUAUUGACUUAGAUUUUUCAUACACUCUGUCUAUCCUGGAUCUACCACCAGUAAAUGAAUAUGACAUGUAUAUCAGAAACUUUGGGAAAAAAAAUACCAAGCAGGCAUAUGUUCAGUAUAAUGAAGAUAAUGUUGAAAGAGAUGUUCAGACUGAAGAGAUAGAGACAAGGGAAGUGUGGACCCAGCAUCCAGGAGAAGGCACGGCUGUGUCUGGGGGCAGUGAGAGUACAGAUCUUUCUGAUGCUGCAGUUGUACCAAAGGUUGACACGCCAAGACUGUCCAGCUUUCUUCGGGCAGCUUGCCAGGUGAUUGCGGUUUUGCUCGAAGAGGAUCGAGUGGCCACUGAGCCCAGCUGGAACCCCAGGGCGCAGGACAACACCCUGCAUUUCAGUGAUAGUUCCUCUCAGUUGAACACUAGCCUGCCAUUCCUUCAGAAUCGAAAAGUGACCUGCCUGCAUGCCUCCCAGGUUCAGAGGCAGACAGUGGUGUCUGUUCACGGUCUGCCUGGAAAGGCCUUUGCCCCCAUGCUGGACAGCAGACAUGUGCUCUGUGUGUGGGAUAUCUGGCAGCCUUCAGGGCCUCAGAAGGUCCUGAUAUGUGAGUCGAAGGUCACGUGUUGCUGCUUUAGCCCUUUUAAAGCCUUUUUGCUGUUUGCUGGAACAAUGCACGGCUCAGUCGUUGUGUGGGAUCUGAGAGAAGACUCGAGGAUACAUCAGUACGUGAAGCUGAGUGAUUGCUUCUGGACGUUCAGAACAUCAACAUUUUCCACCGAUGGUAUCCUUACGUCAGUAAACCACCGCAGUCCUCUUCAAGCAAUAGAACCGGUCUCAACGUCUGUCUACAGAAAACAGAGUUUUGUACUUUCACCCUUUUCUGCUCAGGAAGAAAUGUCGGGUUUGUCAUUCCACAUUGCUUCCUUGGAUGAGAGUGGGGUUCUCAACAUGUGGGUGGUUGUUGAAUUACCAAAGGCAGACAUUGCAGGUUCAAUGAGUGAUUUAGGUUUAAUACCUGGAGGGAGGAUAAAAUUAGUGCACAGCGCUGUGAUUCAGCUGAGUGACAGCCUUUCCCAUAAAGGUUAUGAAUUUUGGGGGUUCACACAAACACUGAAUGUUAAAUUCCUGCCUUCGGAUCCAAAUCACUUUAUUGUUGGCACAGAUGUGGGUCUCAUAAGCCAUGGCACCAGACAAGAUUUGAGAGUAUCUCCCAGAUUGUUCAAAGCCCACCAACAUGGUAUGAGACCAGUGAAAGUGAACGUGAUUGAUUUUUCACCGUUUGGAGAACCAAUAUUCUUGGCCGGCUGCUCUGAUGGGAGCAUCAGGUUAUACCAGCUGACCUCCGAGUGCCCGCUCAUGCAGUGGAACGACAGCACGCACGGCCACGCAGUCACCAGCCUGCAGUGGUCCUGGACGCGGCCUGCUGUGUUUCUGGUCCAGGAUGACAAGUCCUGUGUUUAUAUCUGGGACCUCCUUGAAAGUGAUUUGGGUCCCGUAGCCAAACAACCCAUCUCUCCAGACAGGCUGGUGGCCAUGACCGUCGUAGGUGAACCAGAGAAGACCAGCGGCAGCUUCCUGGCCCUGGUGCUGGCCAAAGCCUCCGGCAGCAUGGACGUCCAGUUCUUGAAGAAGGAGUGGGUGACCCCGGUGGAAGACGAGCAGAGGAAGCUGCGUCUGCUUUUGCAGGAAGCCUUGUAGAAAUGAGGAGAGUGCAAAACAGCUGGUGUUGUCGAGAGGACGAGGCUACGUAGUGACCCAGACGGAAAAGACGUGA